Helobdella robusta is the source of this 1641-nucleotide messenger RNA. RefSeq lists its product as hypothetical. Bases 1 to 1641 code for a protein of 546 amino acids. The transcript is spliced from 2 exons. The record is from RefSeq and is a predicted model, not a curated record. Lineage: Eukaryota; Metazoa; Annelida; Clitellata; Rhynchobdellida; Glossiphoniidae.
AUGGCUCUACCAUGGCCACUUUGGUAUUUGGAGGCUUGCAAAGCUCUCUCAUACCCCCACAGUAACAACAACAACAAUAAUAAUAAUCAGAAUAACAGCAAAAACAAGUUAAACAGCAACAACACUGCAUCAAUUCAGCAACAACAACAAUUGUUGGCUUUUGAAAUGAUGCAAAGAAUGGCGUACCAACAACAAAUACAACAACAUCAACAGCAGCAAAAGCAGCAUCAACAACAACAUGUUAAUGAUAACAGCAGAAACGACAACAAAAAUAUUUUCAAUGGUAACGAUGACGUCAGCAAACGAAGUAAAAGUAAAAAGACCAAAAACCUCUCCAGCACAGACGAGAAUAUUGAUAACGGGGAUGAUGAUGAUAACAGCAGUGUUAGUAAUGAUGAUGAUGAUGAAGAUGGUAAUGAUGAUGAUGAAAGGAUGAAUACAGCAGCUGAUGUCGACCAAAGUGAUGAUAAAAAAUCAAACCAUAGCGUUGAGUCUGCCUGUAACAAGAACAACAAUAACAACAUUAAUAACAACUUCAUUGAAAACAACAAUAGAUACAACAACAGUGGUUAUCUUAAAAAUGAUCACUCACCUCUAACUAACAACCACAACAACAACCACAACAACAAAUACGAAGAUGACCAACACUGCAACGAAAAUUACCGCUACAACAAUGACGACAGCAGGUCUUUUAAAACGUCAUCGGCAAACUACUUCAAUUUCAAAAACAACAGUAGCAAUAGCAUCGACAGCAACAACAACAGUACAAACAUUCACAACCACAACACUGAUGCCACCAGUAAAUCGAAAUCAGCAUCUAAAAAGAAAGAGGAGAGCGACAAUAACAACAAAAACAACAACAACCAAACAAACAAUAACAACAAACGCCGUAAACAACCCCGCAAAGCUCUGCUGACAACUCAGCAGCGUAGACAUGACGUCAUCAACGGUUACCAUGACAACAACGACAAAGAAACAUACAAAAUCAAUUCAUUAAAACUUAACAAACAAAUUCGACCGAGUGGUCCAACAGAUGACAAGCCACAGGAUACGGAAACAGCGGGAGAUGAAAGGAGGAUACAACAAUGCAAGCAGCUGGGAUUGCUGGCUCACCAUGGAAUUGUCACCUCCCUCUACAAGCCACAAGAUGGCUGCCACUUCCAGUUCAAUGCAUCGGAUGAUGGAGCUGAUGGAGAACGUAGUGUUUCGAUGGAGCAUGAUCGCGUCAACACACCCAACUCCUUAUCAUCGAGCACCGACAACAACGAGGAUGCUGGUGGUGACGAUUUCAACAACAUCAAGACUGCUGCUGCUGUUGCUGAUGAUGAUGACGAUGACGACGACGAUGAUGGUAGGGAUGGUUCUCGAAGGAAUGUCCAAAAUAUAAAGAAUCGUUCCACUGAUGAUGAUGAUGAUGAUGACAACCAAGAUGAUGAUGAGGAGGAGGAGGAGGACAAAAAGAAGAAGAACGAUAAUGAUGAUGAUGAUGCAGAAACUGACGAUAAUAACGGAUGUGAUGACGAGAAUGAUGAUGACGACAUGAUGGAUGAAGAAAGUAGAGCUUUGUAUGGAUUGCUCAGGAAUCCUGCAUUCAACCCUUGGGGAUAUGCUGAUGGAUUGAGUGAGUUGUUUAUUAAAUAA